Molecule: messenger RNA, 1591 nt
Organism: Triticum urartu
Lineage: Eukaryota; Viridiplantae; Streptophyta; Magnoliopsida; Poales; Poaceae
Product: DUF21 domain-containing protein At2g14520
Biological process (GO): magnesium ion homeostasis; intracellular manganese ion homeostasis
Cellular component (GO): cytoplasm
Source: RefSeq, a predicted model, not a curated record
CGAAACGGCUCACUGGGAAAAGGGGAGAAAAAACAGAGCUCAAUAACUUCGAGGAGGAGGAGAGGCGUGGCGGGGGAAGGAAGGGAGGGAGGGAGCUCGUCGUCGUCGUCGGCGGCGGCGGCGGAUGGCGGUGGAGUACCGCUGCUGCGGGGGCCCCUUCUUCGAGCACAUCGCCAUCAUCGUGGUGCUGGUGCUCUUCGCGGGGCUCAUGUCCGGGCUCACCCUCGGCCUCAUGUCCCUCAGCCUCGUCGACCUCGAGGUCCUCGCCAAGUCCGGCACCGACAAGGACCGCAAGUACGCAGCUAAGAUAUUGCCCGUCGUGAAAAACCAGCACCUUCUGCUAUGCACUCUUCUGAUCUGCAACGCUGCAGCUAUGGAGGCACUGCCAAUCUUCCUUGAUAGCCUGGUGACUGCUUGGGGUGCUGUUUUGAUCUCUGUGACACUGAUCCUGCUGUUCGGCGAGAUCAUACCACAAUCUAUCUGCUCACGGUAUGGGCUGGCAAUUGGUGCCUCGGUUGCUCCGUUAGUCCGUGUUCUUGUUUGGAUUUGUUUCCCUGUUGCAUAUCCAAUCGCCAAGCUGCUGGACCAUGUGCUUGGUCACGGUAAAGCGGCACUUUUCCGCAGAGCUGAGCUAAAAACACUUGUGACACUGCAUGGAAAUGAGGCUGGUAAAGGUGGAGAGUUAACCCAUGAUGAAACAACUAUAAUAGCUGGAGCUCUUGAGCUCAGUGAAAAGAAAGCUAAAGAUGCUAUGACACCUCUUUGUGAUACAUUUGUGAUUGAUAUAAAUGCAAAGCUCGACAGGAAACUAAUGCAAGAGGUCAUUGAGAAAGGUCAUAGCAGAGUGCCAGUUUAUUAUGAAAAGGAUACAAACAUUAUUGGAUUGAUAUUGGUGAAGAAUUUAUUAUCCAUUAACCCUGAUGAUGAAAUUCCCAUAAAGAGUGUAACUAUCCGCAAAAUUCCUCGCGUUUCAGAAGACAUGCCCCUGUAUGACAUCCUAAAUGAAUUCCAGAAGGGCCACAGCCACAUGGCGGUUGUCAUAAGGCAAAACAUUCCAAACUACCCAGCUAAGCAGCCCAGCAUCGAUGGUGGAUCUCUUGAGGUCGCCAUCGCCAUUGAUGACAAGCAGGGUGAGAAGGUUGCGAAGAGUCUCACUCCGCUGCGGAGGUGGAAGAGCUACCCCAACACCCAGAACUCCAACACGGGGAGCAGGAGGGGGAAAUGGUCCAAAGACCAGUCGGACGUCCUCCAAGUGCACGAAGAGCCGUUGCCCACGCUGAGCGAGGAUGAAGAAGCCGUCGGCAUCAUAACCAUGGAGGAUGUCAUUGAAGAACUGCUGCAGGAGGAGAUCUACGACGAAACCGACGUACAUGUUGAGGAGCAAUAACACAUUGCUUGCUAGGGUUUACGCACACGGUAAACUUGCCGUUUUGGCUGGAGCCGGAAGCAAAGUUGCGUGCCACGCCAGUUUUUUUUCUUUUUUUGUGCCGAGGGGAAGAAGAAACAAUAUAUGUAUGUAUGAUAACGUAACGUUGUACUGCUACGUGUGAAUAGACAGAGACCGCAAAUAUUAGUUCGUCUGAAGUGUUGA